Molecule: messenger RNA, 1356 nt
Organism: Filobasidium floriforme
Lineage: Eukaryota; Fungi; Basidiomycota; Tremellomycetes; Filobasidiales; Filobasidiaceae
Product: pyridoxal phosphate-dependent transferase
Exons: 3
Coding region: 1-1356 (451 amino acids)
Biological process (GO): biosynthetic process
Molecular function (GO): pyridoxal phosphate binding; transferase activity
Source: RefSeq, a predicted model, not a curated record
AUGCCCAUCCUCGGCGUACCUACCAACGAACCCACCCCGACCCACCCCCCUCACUUUUCCCUAGAAGCCAUCAUCCGACCCAACAUCCUCUCUCUCGUCCCGUACCGAUCGGCCAGGGACGAUUACGAUUCGGGCAUCUUGCUCGAUGCCAACGAGAACGCUUUGGGACCCGUCUUGCCGGCGCUGCUGAGAGCUUAUCAGGAGGGUACAGGUGGGAAAGAUGGCGAGGCGAUGCCCAUCAGGAAAGAGGAGGACUUUGCCGACGAGAUCCAGGGGGUCAACGGAUCAGGUACCAAAGUCAACGGGGCCUCGUCGUCCUCCUCGUCCAACCCGUUGAUGAGCAUGACGACCUCCCAACUGGCCUCGCUCAACCGGUACCCUUCGCCCACCCACGAUCCCCUCAAACAGCUCAUCGCCGAGCACCGGGGUGUGCCGUCGCCGAACUGGGUCUUUCUCGGAGUGGGAUCCGACGAAGUCAUCGAUCUGCUCUUUCGGGUCAGCUGUGUACCGGGAAAGGACGUCGUGAUUACGACACCGCCGACGUAUGGGAUGUACGGGGUCACUGCCAACGUCAACGAUGUAGGGGUCGUAGAGGUGCCUCUCAUCACCGAAGAGGGCAAAUUCGAGGUCGAUAUCGAAGCACUCGAACGCACCUUCCUCGAACAACCCAACGCCAAGCUCCUCUUCCUCUGUUCCCCCGGCAACCCUACUGGAACUCUCAUCCCCCUCUCUACCGUCCGUAGGAUCGCCUCGAACCCGAACUACAAGGGUAUCGUCGUCGUCGACGAGGCUUACAUCGAUUUCGCUCCGGAUCCGAGCGGGGAUACGGCUGUCGGGUUGGUCAAGGAGUUUGCGAACGUCUGUGUUAGCCAGACGUUGAGUAAAGGGUUCGGGUUGGCUGGGAUUCGUCUCGGUUUCGCCCUCGCUUCUCCUCCCCUGGUUCAGAUCAUGACUAACACUAAAGCGCCGUACAACAUCUCGGUCCCUACCGCCACACUCGCACUCACCGCUUUCACUCCCUCGGGAAUCUCCCUGCUCGACUCGCACACCGCUCGUCUCCUCCGCAAUCGGGACGAUCUGAUCGCCAGGCUAUCUUCCGGCGAGAUCAAGUCCAUCGGCAAGAUUCUCGGGGGCAACCACGCCAACUUCAUCUUGGUCCAGAUCCUGAACGAACAGGGUCAGACGUCGAACGAGCGGGCAAAGAUGGUCUACAAGAAACUCGCCGAGGAACUCGGGGUCGUCGUCAGGUUCCGAGGGAUGGAAAAGGGAUGCGAAGGGUGUUUGAGGAUAACGGUCGGAAGCGAAGAAGAGGUCGAGGUCUUGUUACGUCGCAUGAAGGAAGUGCUCGGUUCGUAG